Messenger RNA from Aspergillus versicolor CBS 583.65, 1224 nucleotides. RefSeq names its product NAD(P)/FAD-dependent oxidoreductase. Gene Ontology annotation, biological process: retrograde transport, endosome to Golgi. Lineage: Eukaryota; Fungi; Ascomycota; Eurotiomycetes; Eurotiales; Aspergillaceae. Gene Ontology annotation, cellular component: late endosome; cytoplasm. Gene Ontology annotation, molecular function: oxidoreductase activity. The coding region runs from base 1 to 1224 and encodes 407 amino acids. The record is from RefSeq and is a predicted model, not a curated record. The transcript is spliced from 2 exons.
AUGUCUGCAUCAGCCGACCGUCGCGACAUUGUCAUUGUAGGUGGUGGCAUUAUUGGAUGCUGCUCUGCGUAUUACCUAACGCGACACCCUUCUUUUGACCCAUCCCGGCACACUGUGACUCUCAUCGAAGCAUCGGACAUUGCAGGCGGAGCGUCAGGAAAAGCGGGAGGUCUCCUAGCACUGUGGGCAUACCCCGGCAAUAUUGUACCACUGAGCUACAAGCUCCACGCGGAACUUGCCAAGGAACACAAUGGAAAAGAUAGAUGGGGCUAUAGAGAAGUUGGUUGUGGCCAACUAAUCGCAAGGGGUCGCCCACUCAAUGAGAAGAAAGAUGGGGAUAAUGACAGCUCCGUGUCGCUUCAGAAACGUAGCGCCGCCGCCAUGGGAAAGCUGAAGCCCUCCAAGGCGCCACAGGAGCUGGAUUGGAUUGAGCCAGAACUGGUUCGAGGAUAUGAAAGCAUGAGCGAUCCUGGCGAAACUGCGCAGGUCCACCCUUACCUCUUUACAACGUCGAUUGCCAAACUUGCAGAGGAGAAGGGGGCCAAGGUGAUUUUAGGAUCUGUUUCCGAUAUUGACUACAGCGGUGAUGCGGUCAAAUCUGUUACUUAUGCCGAUAAGGAGACGGGUCAGACGCAAACAAUCCCCGCUACCGAUGUUGUUGUGGCCGCAGGCCCAUGGACAAGCUCUAUCUUACCUGAAGUUCCCAUUUCGGCCAUGCGCGCACAUAGUGUUGUGAUACGACCAACAAGGCCCACCAGUGCACACACACUAUUCACCAACAUCGAAAUCCCCGCAAAUUUUGAUCCGUCCAACCCGUCGCGGCCAACCGUGGCAUCGCCCGAGAUCUAUGCCCGCCCUGACGAUACUGUAUACGCCUGCGGAGAAGGGGAUCAAGUGGUCCCACUACCAAGCACAACUGCGGAUGUUGAAGUAGAUCCAAGGCGAUGUGAUGAUAUCAUCAACCAGGUUGGAGCCGUUUCGGAUGCGCUCCGUGAUGGCAAGGUUACGGCACGCCAGGCUUGCUACCUGCCAAACGUAAGUGCCAUCCGUGGUGGUCCACUUGUCGGCCAUGCUGGGACAAAGGGGCUCUAUAUUGCUGCUGGUCACACUUGCUGGGGUAUCCAGAAUGCGCCUGGUACGGGGAAGGUAAUCAGUGAGUUUGUGUUUGAUGGCCGCGCCAAAAGUGCCAAUGUCGGCUCUUUAGACCCCAGGAAUUUCCUGUAA